Messenger RNA from Vespula vulgaris, 498 nucleotides. RefSeq names its product histone H4. The record is from RefSeq and is a predicted model, not a curated record. The transcript has a single exon. Lineage: Eukaryota; Metazoa; Arthropoda; Insecta; Hymenoptera; Vespidae. Gene Ontology annotation, molecular function: structural constituent of chromatin; protein heterodimerization activity; DNA binding. Bases 10 to 321 code for a protein of 103 amino acids. Gene Ontology annotation, biological process: nucleosome assembly. Gene Ontology annotation, cellular component: nucleosome.
AGUUUCACAAUGACUGGUCGAGGAAAAGGAGGAAAAGGAUUGGGAAAGGGAGGUGCGAAGCGUCACAGGAAAGUUCUUCGCGAUAAUAUCCAAGGUAUCACUAAACCUGCGAUUCGUCGUUUGGCUCGUCGAGGUGGUGUGAAACGUAUAUCUGGAUUGAUUUACGAAGAAACUCGUGGCGUAUUAAAAGUUUUUCUGGAAAACGUUAUUCGUGAUGCAGUCACGUAUACCGAACACGCUAAGAGAAAGACUGUGACAGCCAUGGACGUUGUUUACGCUCUGAAGCGUCAAGGACGCACUCUCUAUGGAUUUGGAGGUUAAAAACUGCCAUAGGUGUAGAUCCUUCAAUUGUCUUCUGAUCAUAAAAACGGCCCUUUUCAGGGCCACAACAUUUUCUUUGACGAAUUGGAACUUUGAUACAUUACACAUGCUAUUAGUAUAUUUGUUUAGUAUACUUCAUAUUUACUUUAUUGUCUAUCUUAAAAAUUUAAUUAUCUU